UCGGCGAGCCCAGCGUCCGGACGCCAGCGCGCAGCACCUGCGGAGCGGCAGCCAGCGAGCCAGGCAGCCAGCGAGCCAGGAGCGCCCCGCCAGCCUUCGGCGCGCCAUGUUUCAGCCGACCGAGCACGCUCAGGACUGGGCCAUGGAGGGACCCCGGGAUGGGCUCAAGAAAGAGCGCCUGCUCGACGACCGCCACGACAGCGGCCUGGAUUCCAUGAAGGACGAGGAGUACGAACAGAUGGUGAAGGAGCUGCGCGAGAUCCGCCUGCAGCCGCAGGAGGCGCCGCGCGCCGCCGAGCCCUGGAAGCAGCAGCUCACCGAGGACGGAGACUCGUUCCUGCACUUGGCCAUCAUCCACGAAGAGAAGGCAUUGACCAUGGAAGUGAUUCGCCAGGUGAAGGGAGACCUGGCCUUCCUCAACUUCCAGAACAACCUGCAGCAGACUCCACUGCACUUGGCCGUGAUCACCAACCAGCCAGAAAUUGCUGAGGCGCUGCUGGAAGCUGGCUGCGAUCCUGAGCUGCGAGACUUUCGAGGAAAUACUCCACUGCACCUGGCCUGUGAGCAGGGCUGCCUGGCCAGCGUGGGGGUCCUCAAGCAGACCUGCACAGCCCAGCACUUGCACUCCAUCCUGCAGGCCACCAACUACAACGGCCACACGUGUCUGCACCUAGCCUCCAUCCACGGCUACCUGGGCAUCGUGGAGCUGCUGGUGUCCUGGGGCGCUGACGUCAACGCCCAGGAACCCUGCAAUGGCCGGACAGCCCUGCACCUGGCGGUGGACCUGCAGAACCCAGACCUGGUGUCGCUUUUGCUGAAGUGCGGGGCUGACGUCAACCGGGUGACCUACCAGGGUUACUCCCCAUACCAGCUCACCUGGGGCCGGCCCAGCACCCGGAUCCAGCAGCAGCUGGGCCAGCUAACCUUGGAAAACCUUCAGAGGCUGCCAGAGAGCGAGGACGAGGAGAGCUAUGACACCGAGUCGGAGGUCACGGAGGAUGAGCUGCCCUACGAUGACUGCGUGUUUGGAGGCCAACGUCUGACAUGAUACAUGUCUGGAGCACCCAUGGACUUGUAUAUUUGUACAGAAAGAGUUUUAUUUUUUUAAAAAAACAAAAAAACAACAACAAAAAAAAACCACAUACCAAAAAGAACACACCAAAAAUUCCUAAGGGUGUCUCUGGAACUGCGCUGCACCGCGUCCAGCUAGCCUGGAAUACUAACUGGCAGUGGGUCAGCCUGCGAUGGGAUACACUUCCUGAACAUCGCAGAGGGACAAGGGAGAGGAUUCAGAGGCAACAAAAAAAAAAAAGAAAUCAACUCUCGGACUUCCUCUUGGUGGGGGUUUUGGCGAAUAUUAAGGCCAGAUGUCAUGAAAGGACCACGUUUUAUUUAUUGCGUUUUGGUUGGUCGCCUGCAUGGGGUGGCCAGUCCCAGGCACGUCCCAUGCCACCUGAUGACCGGUGUGUCGUCGGGGCCCCUGGGGCUGUGGGACCCAGAGUCGCCGCCCUCUUGUACACAGUGUACAUAGUGUAUUUUGUUGGUAAUUAUUUUGGUACUUCUGAGAUGUAUAUUUAUUAAACAGAUUUUUACAA
Molecule: messenger RNA, 1595 nt
Organism: Ochotona curzoniae (black-lipped pika)
Lineage: Eukaryota; Metazoa; Chordata; Mammalia; Lagomorpha; Ochotonidae
Gene: NFKBIA
Product: NFKB inhibitor alpha
Exons: 6
Coding region: 107-1048 (313 amino acids)
Molecular function (GO): protein binding
Source: RefSeq, a predicted model, not a curated record